UUGAGGUCGAGCAGCGUCCUAAGGAAUGAGACGAGUGUGGCAGGCAUGGGCCUGCUAUCUACUGUGGGCGGUGUGGCUCUUGGAGUCCACUGCUGCCCUCCAACCGACAGUGGUUGGAAUAUCCAAAGACCUGAUCGAGGAAAAUAGCAAGUCAGUGAUUAGUGGAACUUCAAGUUACCAAAAACAGUUACUAUCACCCACCGAUCUCCUGACUUCGGCAUCAGGAUACCAUGGCGGAGGUCAUGGUGGAGGGCAUGGUGGAGGUGGUCACGGACACGGUGGUGGACAUGGAGGAGGUGGCGGUGGUCACGGGGGUGGUGGACAUGGAGGAGGUGGCGGCGGUCAUCAUGAGAGUGGAGGCGGGGAUUCCCACCACUCUGGGCACCAUUCAGGCCACGGCAGUAAAGGUGAUAAAGGCUACAAGGGACAUCAUGAUUAUGAAAAGGGUGAAAAAGGGCAUCAUGACAAAGAAGGACACAGUGGUCAUUACAGUGAUCACGGAGGACACAAGAAGGGCCACCAUGAAGGAGGAGGUUACUAUGGUGAGCACCAUCACGGUGAAAAGGGCGAGAAAGGAUCAAAGUACGGUGAGGGUGGUGGUCACAAGAAAGGACAUAGCACAAAGGGACAUCAUGAAGUGCACAAGAAGGACGAAUACAAGAAGAAUCACGAGUUUCACGAUGAGCACCACGAGGGAGGUCACCACAGCAAGCACGGAGGUCACGAGAGCCACCACGAAAAGAAGGGAGGAGGUCAUCAUAAGGGAGGACAUCACAAGUCUGGGUACCAUGCCGAUCACCACGGAAAGAAGGGUCAUCACGCAAAGGGACACUACCACGAUGAUCAUAAAGGUUACAAAGGAUCACAUGGACACGAUAGUCACUAUGGCCACCAUGGGGAGCACGGCAGCAAAGGCGGCUCCUCUGGUGGGCCAUGGCGGUCAUGGAGGAGGUGGCCACGGGGGCGACACGGAGGAGGUGGCCACGGGGGUGGGGAUUAUGGAGGCGGAGGACACGGAGGCGGAGGCCAUGGCGGUCAUGGAGGAGGUGGCCACGGGGGCGGCGGUCAUGGCGGAAGUUGGCAUGGACAUGGGGGAGGUGGACAUGGAGGAGGUGGUCACGGAGGUGGUCACGGAGGUGGUCACGGAGGUGGUGGACACGACCAUCAUUGGGUUAGCAGUUAUGGUGGUCACUGGUAGUAAAUAUUAUGAGAACGUACUAUGUUACUUGUUGCUUUAGUUCCAGUGGACUUUUUUGGGUAUUAUGUAAUGUUUAAUUUUUUGUUUAAACCAUCGAGGUUUGAUCUCAAAACGUGUUGUACCGUUCUAUUUGUUUUUCGUUAAUUUUUAUUGUAAAAUUUAAAAUAUUAUGCGUAUAUCAGGUAUGUGUUGACUAACAAUGUCAAAUUUGGGCUAUCAUUUAAAUCAAUAUUACUGUAGAGUUUGUAGUUCUAAUGUCUUGAAUUGAUUUUACUGUUUCUAUACAAUGUUACACUUUAACCAAAAACGUCAUGAAAUGAAAUUAUGAAUGCUUAGCAAGGUUUAUAUUUGUAGUACAAUGUUCUCUGUUGCAAGUGUGAAUGAUGAAUUAUUGUUCUUAAAAGCUUAAAGCUCAGAAUAUAACUACAGAUUCAAAUAUUAGUUGUGGUGAUAAUUGAACGCAGUAGCUGUGAAAGAAAUGAUUCUAUAUACGAACUGGAUUUAUAUUGGUCGUACUUGUUAUGGUUAUAAAUGAAUAUCUACGAAUGUCAUCAAUAAAUACCAAUGUUGGACCUAUCGCAAUCUCA
Molecule: messenger RNA, 1785 nt
Organism: Zootermopsis nevadensis
Lineage: Eukaryota; Metazoa; Arthropoda; Insecta; Blattodea; Termopsidae
Source: RefSeq, a predicted model, not a curated record